AUGCAAGCCCAAGACAUGUUUGGGGAUAAGAGUGCCAGCUUCUCUCAGGGCACCCGGCAGAAGAGUGACACAGCUGUACAAAAACUUGCCCACGGCAAUGGACACUGUGUCAACGGCGUCAGUGGUCAAGUCCAUGGCUUCUACAGCCUUCCCAAGCCAAGCCGGCACAAUACAGAAUUAAGAGACAGUACCUAUGACCUCCCCCGGAGCCUGGCCUCCCAUGGCCACACCAAGGGAAGCCUCACCGGGUCCGAGACUGAUAAUGAGGAUGUGUACACCUUCAAGAUGCCCAGCAACACUCUGUGCCGGGAGUUCGGGGACCUCCUGGUGGACAAUAUGGACGUUCCAACCACCCCACUCUUAGCCUACCAGAUCCCCAGGACAUUCACACUGGAUAAGAACCACAAUGCUAUGGCAGUGGCCACUCCUGGGGACUCAGCCAUAGCUCCCCCACCCCGGCCCCCCAAGCCAAGUCAGGCAGAAACACCUCGAUGGGGCAGCCCUCAGCAGAGACCUCCAAUGGGUGAAAACAGCAGAUCUGUUGCUGCCACCAUCCCCAGGCGCAAUACCCUCCCUGCCAUGGAUAACAGCCGACUUCAUCGAGCUUCUUCCUGUGAGACCUAUGAGUAUCCCACACGUGGUGGGGAGAGCGCAGGCCGGUCUGCUGAAUCUGUGAGUGAGGGAGUCAGUCCUUUUCUGCCAGGGAAAACUGCCGUGGGUCGAUCAGACAGCGCCAGUUCUGAAGACAACUAUGUGCCCAUGAACCCAGGUUCUUCCACCCUGCUGGCAAUGGAGCGGGCAGGGGACAAUUCCCAGAGUGUCUAUAUUCCCAUGAGCCCAGGGCCCCAUCACUUUGACCCACUGGGCUACCCGACCACAGCCCUUCCUAUGCACAGAGGCCCCAGCCGAGGAAGUGAGAUCCAGCCACCCCCUGUCAACCGCAACCUCAAGCCUGACCGGAAAGCAAAGCCAACACCCCUUGACCUGAGAAACAACACUGUCAUUGAUGAGCUCCCCUUCAAGUCACCUGUCACUAAGUCUUGGUCCAGAGCCAACCACACCUUUAGCUCCAGCUCCUCCCAGUACUGCCGCCCCAUCUCCACCCAGAGCAUCACCAGCACGGACUCAGGAGACAGCGAGGAGAACUAUGUUCCUAUGCAAAACCCAGUGUCUGCAUCCCCCAUUGCCAGUGGCACCAACAGUCCAGCCCCGAAGAAGAGCACCGGAAGUGUUGAUUAUCUGGCCCUGGAUUUCCAACCGGGCUCCCCAAGCCCCCACCGCAAGCCAUCCACAUCAUCCGUCACAUCAGACGAGAAGGUAGACUAUGUCCAAGUGGAUAAGGAGAAGACGCAGGCUCUGCAGAACACCAUGCAGGAAUGGACAGACGUGCGGCAGUCCUCAGAGCCUUCCAAGGGCGCCAAGCUGUAACGUGGGGGCCACCAAGCCUAGAGUGAGGCCAGGAGGCAGCAGAUAGAAACUGACUCCUCCCCACCUUCCCUCCCAUCUCCCCUCCCACUCACUCCACUACUUUCAGCCUUCAAAGCACUUGACAUCAGGGACCCUGACCUUUCCCUUGGAAUGUGAGGGCCUGAUGGAGGCACUGCCUCCGCUCACUCCGAGUCCACCUGUGAUUUCUAUCAAUACAGGCCGUGCCUCCACCCACCUUAGUUAGGAACUAUUGCCAAAAAGCCUCUUCCUGUCCUUGGGACCUGUCUACUGCUUGGACCCUUGGGGGGAUUGGGGCUCUGAGCCAGACUACACACCUCAUGUUUGGUCACAGCCCUUUACCCUCUUCCCUCCACCUCUGGGCUCUCUCUCCUUCAAUCCCAGAGGAGGACAACCCAGAGAGCCAGGGACCAGCAGACCAAAGUGGACAUGGACCUUUUUCAUCCCUGUUGUUCUUGGCAGGGGAGAGGCAAGCCACCAAAUGAAGAUAUGGUCAAGAAUGAAGGUCAGAGGUGGUCUUGAGGGACAGCAGAGUUAGGCGCCUCCCCAGACACAUCAGGGCAUCUGAUAACUGCAGGAGCCCCUCGCUUUCAGGUCAACGGUGUGUAUCCACCUCCUUGUGGUGUGGGAGAGGCAGAAAGAUGAAGGACAAAAGGGAAAACUGAUCCAUGAUAGGAAACCAAAAACAGUAAGAAAUAGGGCUUAGAGUGACAAGGACAUUGGACAGUCAGGGCCCCAGAACUCUGGCGCUGCAGGCCCACUCUGCCACUCUGGGAUGAAGGCCAUCCUCUUCCCAAGCCCCCUGCUGGAGAAAGCUUGGGCCUAGCUGGCCCAGCAAGGCUAGGGUGUGGAGAAUGUGGAAUGGGGAGAAGUGGCUUGGAUGGGGCUAGGGGACCAUGAGAUGGAAGUGUGCUAGUCACAGGGCAGUGCAGGAACACUGCAAUGGGGAUGGUACAGCAAGUAAGUUUCUGGGAAGUAGGAUGGUUACAGAGGCGACUGAUUUGAUGGUAUGGGAGGUAAGGUGCAAGCCCUGAAGCAAGCAGAGACCUGGCAACAAGUCCAAGGCAGUGCAUCAGGGUGCCGGGGGAGCAGAAAGUGAAGGAGCACUACCUUAUGCAAGGACACCUGUAUGCAGGCCAUCCCAGGACUGAGGAUGGCAGGCGAGGCAGGACCCACCUAGGGGAACCUGUGCUAUGGCUGGCAGCUUGUAGCAAGUGUCAGGACAGGAGCACAUCUGGCCUGAUGCCAGAUCUAGUGUUUUCUCAGCUCCUCUCCCCUGUGUGCUGCUGAGCGUUCCGAUGCUGUGCUGGACCUCAUGCUCAGCUACACAGAUGGGAGAAGCCAGUCUUCGCCUCCAGAGGCUUGAAAGGGCAGCAGGGAUAGGAGGCAGGCAUGGCUUAAGGCUCCUCCUCCACUAGAGCAGGGCGAUCUGGAUUUUUUUAUGUCAAAAGUUCUGGACCAAAUUCUCAAGAGUUCCAGAGGCAGUGAGGAAGACCAGAUAUUUCAUUAUGUUCUGGGAUGAAUAGACCAAGAAUAUGACUUGAGGGGAGUGGCUACCACUCACCUUUCAGUUCCUGGGAGCACACGCAGCCCCUCUGCCUGAUCCCAGGUGAAGUUCUCUCCUCAACAGCAGCUCUUUUUCUAGCGUUAGUCCAGAGCAAAUCAAGAAUCAUUUAGUAAUUGCUACUGUGGCCAGCCCCUGGGCGUAGACACACCUUGUCCCUGAACUGCACAAGGUCACAACCAGUGAGUAAAAGGGAAAGGACACAAGACAGUGGUGAUGACUGUAACAGAGUCGUAAAAUACUGAUGGAGUACAGAGGAAUGAAGGCCACUUCUCAGGGAGGCUGGGGCCAGAGUGGGGAGGGCUGGCAGACAGGGAAGGUGGUUCUAGGAAAACCAGCGCCUGAUUUAGGCCCAAGAGAAGCCCAGUGAGAGCUAUAGAGGAAAGAAAGGCAGGGCUGGGUCCCAAGGAGGAAGAAAGGCAAGAUUGGGCAAGCCUCUGCUUUGGGAACAGGCCUUUGAGGGUACAGGCCCAGCCACUCAGAAGGAUUCACCAUCCUCAUGGGUGAAGUGGUGGCUGAGGCUGCACUUGGGCAGGUUUUGCUUUGACCCCUGAUGAUGCCCUCUUAAGGCCCUUCAGCAUGGCCUCCCCAGAGCACCAUAAAGAGGUUACCAUGUUCUGAGUGCACCAUGUGAAUGAAACUGGCUGGCAUUGCCAGGGACUGAGGGGUUUAGAUCUAGCGAGUCUCAAAGAGGCCUUGGCUCCUGUCCCUACCCAAGCCUGAGGGUGGAUGUAGAGGUGAAGGAAGGAAGGAUGAGCAGAUGGGCCCAUGGAAAGCAGAGCUCUGGCUUACAAGCCCCAAACUACCAGCUAUAUCUACUGUACUCACCCCCCCCCAAAGGAUGAAAUGUCAACUCAGAUUAAAAAACUAGUUCUUUGGCCUACCCCAUGUCAAAGUUCACCUCUCCUAGUAGCUUGGCAAGGAUUGAGAUCCCAGAACAGGGAUGCCUUCUCACCUAGCAUAGCUUACACAAGGAUUGGUCCUGGGGGCUCUCCUAUGGAAACUUUUCCACCCAAAGUUGAGUGAUAACAAUGAAGAGGGAGAUGGUGGUGUUUGCCCAUCUGUGAAUUGGGUGGGUGGAAUAAAUCGACUGAAGUCCCAGCUGAUGCUUGGUCGGUUCUUCAAGGGUUCAGGCAGCACUCAAGAGCAUUAGCCAGUUAACUCUGUCUCCCCCUCACUUGAUUUUGAUGAUUGAUAAUUUCUGUACUUAACACCAUUAAAGCCAGUCCCAUUCCUAGAACAGAAGCACAGCCACUCUAAAGCUACUGGAGCACGACUUGAUUCCAGUCUGCCUCUGGGCCCUUUACCUGCCACGCCUAUAGUCUCAGCCCAAGCCGUGCCUACCAUCCUCCCUACCUACCCUACCCUACCCCUCUGAUAGAGCUCUGAAGCGGGGACAGGACAAAAGGGAAAUUAUCUCUGCCUUCCUGUCUGGACCUUCAGCUGUAAAGUGUGAGGAAAGUGAGGCUCACUUCCGGGGGUCAUCUUUCUGGGACUUGCCAGUUCCUUGGGACCUGGGACCAGCAGGCUCCCCUACAGUAGGGGCCUGCAGGAGAUUUAUGCUGUAUGUGGUAGCUGGUGGUGUGUGUGCUUGUGAAAUUUGUUGGCUACUUGUGUCUUGAAAUUUAGAAUCAUUUCACACGAAACUGUUACUGUUUCUUAAGAGAAAUGGGCUAGAAGCAGCCUAGUCUUAAGUUCUUCUUUUGUUACCAUUUAAAAUUGACAUUUUUCAAAUCA
Castor canadensis (American beaver) is the source of this 4747-nucleotide messenger RNA. The record is from RefSeq and is a predicted model, not a curated record. NCBI's taxonomy places the organism in Eukaryota, Metazoa, Chordata, Mammalia, Rodentia, Castoridae.